Stylonychia lemnae is the source of this 675-nucleotide messenger RNA. The record is from the annotation of a GenBank genome assembly. NCBI's taxonomy places the organism in Eukaryota, Ciliophora, Spirotrichea, Sporadotrichida, Oxytrichidae.
AUGCAAUCAAAGAAACCUCAAAACAAUCAAGUUAGGCAUUCAUACUUCUUAAAUAAAUUUUAGAAAACUGAUUCACUGGGAAGGCAGAUUUUGUAGGUAAAUAACAACGCAGCAUUCCAGCCGCCUAAACCUCUAGAGAAGCCUCCUCACCUUCAGGGACCAACUAAAUCAAGUAAAAAUGGUAAUGUGCCAGCACCAGAGAAAAGAAAGCUUCUUUAGCCAGUUGACCGAGACAUAGUGAAACCUGAGGACAUCAUUGGGAAGGAGACAACUAUAACUAUAUAGACAGAAGAGGAGAAGCAAUCAGCGUUCUUUUGCAAGACUUGCAAAGUUUAGCUGAAGGAUUCUAAUGCUUGGUAUGAUCAUAUCAAUGGUAAAAAGCACAAUCAGAUGCUGGGAAUGUCGAUGGUGGUUGAGAAAGUAGGACUAGAUCGAGUCAAAGCUAAGUUAGCAGGGUUAAAGCGAAAGGCAGUGACUACAGUAGAGUCUAUUGAGGACAUUGAGAGAAGAUUAGAUCAGCAAGAGUAAGAGGAGAAGGACAAGAAGAAUAAGCGCAAAAAGCUUAAUGAAGAGAACUAGAUUAAAGAGAGAGUGCAGGAGUAAUUUGAGUUUGAUGAAGAUGAUAUUUCAGCGUUUGGACUACCUUCUGAUUUUGGAACCACUAAAAAGAAAUGA